This is a messenger RNA of Meleagris gallopavo (turkey), 2658 nucleotides long. Lineage: Eukaryota; Metazoa; Chordata; Aves; Galliformes; Phasianidae. The record is from RefSeq and is a predicted model, not a curated record.
GUGCUAAGGACACGUCUGCAUCACCAUGUAUCUCAAAAAGAAGUAAACUUUGAAUGGACCUGAGCCUUCCUCCUUGAUUUCUGCAUUAUCUGAUACUCCCAGAUCCAGAAGCACUAGGGUACUUCAUUUCCUUUUUACUGCUAAGCCACAAAGCCUGCAAACAUGUCACUGGAUGACAUCCACAUGAGCACAGAGGAUUUGAUUGACAAACAACAAUUAGAUGCUGGAGGAUAUGGAAAAAUUUCAUUAUGCCUUCACAAGACAUAUGGACAUGUAGUAUUAAAAACAGUGUAUACAGGACCCCAGCGCACCGAAUGUAAUGCAUCCCUCCUUGAAGAAGGCAGGAUUAUGCGCAAUCUGCAGCAUGACCGGGUGGUAAAACUACUAGGUGUAAUUUUGGAAGAUGGAAACUACUCACUUGUGAUGGAGUACGUGCACCGGGGCAACAUGAUGAAAGUGCUCCAAAAACUCCCAGUACCUCUAUCAGUGAAAGGGCGUUUCAUCCUGGAGAUCAUAGAAGGAAUGCUUUAUCUACACGAGCAAGGCUUGGUACACAAAGACCUAAAACCAGAAAACAUCCUUGUGGAUAAAGACUUCCACAUUAAGAUUGCAGAUCUUGGUGUUGCUUCCUUUAAGAACUGGAGCCGGCUGACCACGGAAGAGACCAGCCGACAGAAGAAAAUCAAGAGCGCUUCCCAGAACAACGCCGGGACCCUUUUCUAUAUGGCCCCAGAGCACUUAAACGAUGUUAAUGUAAAACCUGUGGAGAAAUCAGAUAUUUACAGCUUUGGCAUUGUAAUCUGGGCAAUUUUUGCUAACAAAGAGCCAUAUGAGAAUUGUAUAAAUGAAGCCCAUAUUUAUUUUGGAAUCAUUCGUGGAAACAGACCGGACAUAGAAGAAAUCAUUGAGAAAUGUCCACAGGAAAUUAUUGACUUAAUGAAACAAUGCUGGGAGCAGAAGGCAGAGGAUCGGCCGACCUUCACAGAAGUUAGUGAGAAGUACAUGCCUUUUUACUAUCAAAACCUAGAAAAAAAUAUUGAAGACGAUCUGAAGAAGAUGGAAGAAAUGUGGCCCGAGUCAGAAGAAUUGCUGCAGAGGAUGAAAUCCCUUCAAAUAGAUGCUGUAGUGGUAGAUACUAGUAAUGGCCAAAUAGAUCAACCUAAUUCUCUACACAGCUCCCAGGGUCAGAUUAAUGAAGCCUUGUUUGCUGCCUGCCCUGAGAACCAGCCUGUUGAGAGCUGUGAGACUUCGUUUACAUCCUCUGACAAUCUAGAAAGAAAACUUGAACGUGAAUAUGACUACCAUGCAUUUGGCAGCCGGAUGGAUAAAUCAGUAGUUCCACCAUACACUCCUGAAAUGAGAGAGAGAGAAAGGAGACGAAAAGUUUCCAACGAUUCAUUUGCGAAGCUGCCUUCUGUUUCUAAUUGUAAUGAACAUUAUUACAAAGCUGAAAAUACAGGAUCACACACUAACCCUUGGUUUUGGCCAAAACAAGCUGCAAUACCAAUACGGGGACAUUUCGAUAAUUUUUAUGGGCCAAAUGUUAACAGUCUCCUAACAGGAAACACGGAAGAUCUCUAUGAUCCCUGUUCAACCGGUGCCUUUAGCCUAAGCAAAACUCCCGUGCCGGAAUCUUGCCCAAACCUGGGGGCACAGAGCAGCACAAACCAGCAACAAAAGAAUGCAGACAUGGAUACAGGUAUCAAGGUUUCUGCCUCUUUCACCAGGGGAACUUUCACGUAUUAUCCUCCUGCACCUCCAAUAACCAGAGAAGAUUCAGUCAUGUACAACAUAACUAACAGCUCUGGAAUUCAAAUUGGAUCCCACAAUCACAUGAAGAUUGAAGAGCAGAAUCAACACAUCAGCACUUCUCCUGCUGCUACAGAAGCAUCUUACUCACACUAUGAAUCAAUGGGUAUAUUCGACAAUAAUGCUGUCCUAACUGAGAAACAGCUGAAUCUUGUGAGAGAAAAGUUAGCUAAGCAGUGGAAGCACUGUGCCCGUAAACUAGGCUUCAGCAACUCUGAAAUUGAUGAAAUUGAUCACGACUAUGAACGAGAUGGACUAAAAGAAAAAGUUUACCAAAUGCUGCGUAAGUGGGUAAUGAGGGAAGGCUCCAAAGGUGCUACAGUUGGAAAAAUUGCCAGAGCCCUCUUUGGCUGCCAAAGACUGGAUCUCCUUACUGGCUUGAUGCAAAUGAAUGAAGAAUAAAUUGAUUGAAACUGGGGAGGAAGGCACAUAGGAUAUUUUUACCUGAAGACCUCCCAAUAAUUCUGAACAGACUUUCUGGAGCUUUUUGCACACUUUUCGUCUUUGGAAUGGACUCUUCUGCCAAGCAGUUUUCAGUGAAUACCUCCAGCAACUCAAAAAGUUUGUGUCAAGAUAAUGAGGUCUUCCAGAUGUUAAAAUUUGAUAUUUUCCUUCCGGGAGGGAAAAUUAAAAACAAUAAUUUUCCGAACAUUAGACAAAUGCAUUAAUACUACUGAUUUAAGGAAAUUAAGUUACACAAAAUUCCUAGUCUAUCUUUAAGUAUGAUGAACUAAGCUCUUCUUUGGUUCUGAACAGAAAGUAUGUCAUUUCAGCAAUGCUAAUGGAUCAGUACAAAUAUGAAAGACUGGAUCACUAUUUGAAAGACUUGGACAGAAAGCAAAAUGAACC